Molecule: messenger RNA, 1149 nt
Organism: Pezoporus flaviventris
Lineage: Eukaryota; Metazoa; Chordata; Aves; Psittaciformes; Psittacidae
Gene: TGIF2
Product: TGFB induced factor homeobox 2
Exons: 3
Coding region: 298-1086 (262 amino acids)
Biological process (GO): regulation of transcription by RNA polymerase II
Molecular function (GO): DNA-binding transcription factor activity, RNA polymerase II-specific; RNA polymerase II cis-regulatory region sequence-specific DNA binding
Source: RefSeq, a predicted model, not a curated record
CAAACAUGGAGUCCCGGCCGGGCUGCGGCGCGGCGGAGCGCAGCCGAGUGGAGCCGAGGGGCUCCGGGCCGGGCCGAGCGGACCCGAACCGUCUCGAAGAGCGCCGAGCCGGGCUGGGGGUGCGGGCACGGCGCGGUCCCAACGCCUUUGUGCGGCCGGGCCGGGCCGGGAGCCGCCCCCGGCGUGAAAAGUUUGCGGGAGCCGCGGCCGGGCGCGCUCGGGGGUUUUGUUCCCUCCCCGCGCCGCUUCCAACUUGGCCGAGGCUUUAAGCAGGAGAGGUCUGCGGGCAGCUCCACCAUGUCGGAUAGUGACCUCGGGGAGGACGACAGCGCCACGUCCCCCGACCCCUCUCAGCCCAACAAGAGGAAGAGAAGGGGCAACCUCCCCAAGGAGUCUGUGAAGAUCCUCCGGGACUGGCUCUACGAGCACCGCUUCAAUGCCUACCCCUCGGAGCAGGAGAAGCUCAGCCUCUCGGGGCAGACCAGCCUCUCUGUGCUGCAGAUCUGCAACUGGUUCAUCAACGCGCGGCGGCGGCUGCUCCCCGACAUGCUGCGCAAGGACGGGAAGGACCCCAACCAGUUCACCAUCUCCCGCCGAGGGGGCAAAGCCGGCGACGUGGCCCUGCCGCGGGGGGCUGCUGCCGGCUCCGGGGUGCUGGUGGUGCCCCCCGUGACGGCCGCGGGGGCCUCCAAGGUGCUGUCCAUGUCCGUGUGCCCGCAGGUACUGUGCCACCCUGCCCAGGCGCUGGGCAGCAGCCUCACGGUGGUGAGCGCCCACAGCCCCGACUGGGAGAAGCCGCCUGGGCCGCAGCGAGCGGAGCCGGACCCUGUCCCCAAGGCAGCGCUGGGUGCCCCCGGCAGCACCAUGACCCUGCUGGCCCGCGCCGAGGCAGCCAGCCCCACCAGCGGACUCUUCAACACGCCCCCCCCCACACCCCCAGAGCUCUUUGGGGACGACUUCAGCAGCUUCCAGCUGCUGGUGGAGGUGGCUCUGCAGAAGGCGGCGGAGCUGGAGUCGCAGCGGCAGGGGGGGCAGCUGCCCCUCUCGCCCCAGACUGAGCCCCCCGCAGCCGCCCUCUCCAAAUAACCCCAUGGCCAGGUCCUUGGGGUGCCUGACCCCCCCCCUUCCCCCCUACCGGUGCCACCCACC